Molecule: messenger RNA, 606 nt
Organism: Hansenula anomala
Lineage: Eukaryota; Fungi; Ascomycota; Saccharomycetes; Phaffomycetales; Wickerhamomycetaceae
Gene: VMA22
Product: Vma22p
Exons: 1
Coding region: 1-606 (201 amino acids)
Biological process (GO): vacuolar proton-transporting V-type ATPase complex assembly
Cellular component (GO): extrinsic component of endoplasmic reticulum membrane; Vma12-Vma22 assembly complex
Source: RefSeq, a predicted model, not a curated record
AUGCCUGGAAAAGACCCUGAAAUAACUGAGAAACUAGAGUCCUUGACACUCUCUGAUGAUUUGUUACCUAAUUACACAACUGUUCUCGAAACAACCAGUGAGAAAGACCAAUUAUUGAUAAAAUACCUCUCAUUAUUGGAUCAAUACAAUCAAGCUGUUGAGCAGUUAAAUCAUGAAUUCAAAGAGGGUUAUAUCAACUUAUCAAGAGCCAAUUAUGCAAAUACUAGUGUGGUGAAGCCGUAUGGUAGAGAUUGUUGGGAUGAUCGAGUCAAGGCUAUCAAGAAAGUGUCGAUUGGUGAUAAAAUUGAGUUGAUUGAUGUUGAAGAGAAGGUUGAUAAGGUCAAAGAUGAUGAUGAGAAAGAUCAAUCCAUAAGGAAUAGAUCCAAGAAGGUGGAGGAAACUUCAACUAAGAAGAAGAAGAAAUACAAUCCGAUAAAUAUGUUUGGAGUAUUGGUCCCUUUACAACUUCGUCAAUCUCAAACACAUUUUAAUAAAUCUGUUAUUCAAAUGAUUUCAAUUGUUAAUCUACGAAAUGAAUUGAUAUCAAUGGAGGAUGAGCUAAAAAUAAAAAACAUAGAUUUGGAAAAGAAAGUUGAUUGUCUAUAA